AUGGUCAACCCCAUGAUGUUCUUAGACAUUACAGCCGAUGCCGAGGCCUUGGCCCGCAUCUCUUUCGAACUAUUUGCAAACAAAGUUCCAAAAAAUUUUCAUGCUCUGAGCAAUGGAAAAAAAGGAUUUAGAUACAAGGGUUUCUCCUUUCACAGAAUUAUCCCAGGAUUCAUGUGCCAGGGUGUUGACUUCACAAGCCAUUACGGCCCUGGCGGCAGGUCCAUCUACGGAGAGAAAUUUGAGAAUCAGAACUUCAUCUUAAAGUGUACAGGUCCUAGCAUCUUGCCCAUGGCAAAUGCUGGACCAAACACAAAUGGUUCCCAGUAUUUUAUCUGCACUACCAAGACUGAGUGGCUAGAUGGCAAACAUGUGGUUUUGGGGAAGGUGAAAGAAGGCACGAACAUUGUGGAAGCCAUGGAGCAUUUCCAGUCCAAGAAUGGCAAGACCAGCAAGAAGAUCACCAUUUCUGAUUGUGGACAACUCUAA
Cricetulus griseus (Chinese hamster) is the source of this 486-nucleotide messenger RNA. The record is from RefSeq and is a predicted model, not a curated record. NCBI's taxonomy places the organism in Eukaryota, Metazoa, Chordata, Mammalia, Rodentia, Cricetidae.